CGGGCCAAUCUGGUCUGGCUCAAACAGCUCAGGGACCGCCUUCCCACUGAUGACUUGCGUCUUCAACAAGACGUUAAUAAGAUGGUGACGGCGGCCGAAUAUUCGGCUGACGCUUCUCUAGACGCCGCAAAAUUUGCAGCUAGGGCAAUGGCCUCGUCAGUAACGUCACGGCAGCUCCUCUGGUUACGCCCCUGGCACGCAGAUUUGAAAGCAAAGUGGAAAUUAGCGUCAACGCCCUAUCAGGGUACUGACUUGUUUGGAGCAGCAUUAGCCCCCAUUCUCAUUGAGGGGAAGGAUAAAAAGAAAGUGUUGCCUGUCUCAUAUUGAAGGUCAGAGCGCCGCUUUACUCCAUACCCUCAAAGGCAGCCCUUUCGCCAGGACCCAGGACCCAGUGGGUCUUAUACUGGUAGAUCAUACUCUCAGGGAUUCGACAGGGCUUCUGACAGGCAGUCAUUUAGAGACAGAGGCAGGUUUCAGUUCUUCAGGAGACCAUAUAGAGUCCUGAUAUCCUCCUGCCUCUGGGUCGAGGCCCACAAAGUGAGGUAAGUGACUCGCUUCCUCUACCUCCCAUAGGCGGACGACUCAGCCACUUUGUUCGUCAAUGGGAGGCUUCCAGAUCCGAGGAUUGGAUCCUUCGGACAGUGAGAUUGGGACUCUCCUUAGAAUUCAGUACGAAGCCCCCCAAUCAUUUCAUCCCCUGUCCCAUUCCUCGACAGCUAGAAAAGUGUCAGCAGUUGGAGAAGGAGAUUCAGCACUUGUUAGCUAUAGGGGCAAUAGAACCUGUACCUGUGGGGCAGGAAAGGUUGGGGGUGUAUUCCAUACUGUUUCUAGUUCCAAAGGCAUCAGGAGGCUGGAGAGGCAUCCUAAAUCUCAAAUUUGUCAACAAGUUUCUUCAGUUCAGAAAAUUCAAAAUGCAGUCUCUCAGGACGAUUUUAGACUGUGUGCGGAGGGGCGAUGUUAUGACAUCACUAGAUCUUCAAGAGGCUUACCAACAUGUGCCCAUUCACCCGGCCCAUCACAGAUUUCUGAGAUUUGCUUAUGCCGGAGAACAUUUCCAGUACCGGGCCAUGCCCUUCGGCCUCUCCUCAGCCCCACGCACUUUCACCAAACUGUUGGCGGUGGUGGCAGCCACAAUUCGGCUCAUGCCGAUAAGGAUACUUUUGUUAUCUGGACGAUAUAUUACUCCUUUCUCAGUCUUCUCAACAGGCUCUCCAGGAUCUAGAGAUGGUGACCAACAUCAUCACCAGUCACAGGUUCUCCAUAAAUCAUCGAAAGAGCCAUCUUCAACUGACGACCUGCAUAGCUCACCUGGGAGCUCUCAUCGAUUCCGAGAAGGGGAUGGUUUUCCUAUCACCCGAGAGGCAGGAGGAUAUCAGGACUCUAGUGUGCUGGGUUUUAUCACAACAGCAGGUAACAUUCCUAACAUUAUCACAGCUGCUCGGCAAAUUUAUUUCUUGUAUCUCGAUAGUUCCCUGGGCUCGCAGACAUGCACGCCAGCUCCAGUGGUAUCUCCUACCGGCACAGAAAUCGGGCCGCAGCACGUCAAACUCUGAGGUGAGGCUUCCUCCCAAGGUACGGGCUUCUCUAGAAUGGUGGAACUCCAGGGCCAUAAGCAAGGGUUGUGUUUUUCAGGAUCCCAGCAGGAUUGUCGUAACCUCAGAUGCGAAUCUGGUGGGCUGGGAAGCCCAUCUGGGGGCACAAGUGGUUCAGGGUCUGUGGUCCCCUGUAGAAGCCAAGAACAAUAUCAAUUGGCUAGAGCUCCGGGCCGUCUGCCUCGCUCUAAGACAUUUCCAGGACAUGGUUCUUCAUCAACAUGUCCUGGUUCUGACGGACAAUACGGCCACAAAGGCCCAUAUAAAUCGCGAAGGGGGCACUCACUCCCUUCCAUUGAUGGCAGAAACCGACAAGCUGAUGAGUUGGGCAGAGUCUCAUGUUCUGUCCUUGAAGGCAGAACAUAUCUUAGCCGACUGGCUAAGUCGGACUCAAUUAGACCCCUCCGAGUGGAAACUCCACCCGAACCUGUUUCAGUCCAUCGUAGACAAGUUCGGACUUCCAGUAGUGGAUCUGUUCGCCAGCAAGGAAAAUGCCCAGCUCCCUCGGUUCAUUUCCAGAUUCCAGAGUAGGGGGCAAUCAAUCACAAUGCUCUGUGUUGUCCUUGGCCUCAGGGACUGCUAUAUGCCUUUCCCCCUCUGCCACUCAUCCCGAGGGUGAUAAGGAUGAUGACGAUGGAACAAGCGGAGGUCCUGUUGGUGGCUCCUCAUUGGCCAAGACGCUCGUGGUUUGUUGACCUGGUGGCCCUGUCGGUGUCGCCUCCCUGGAAAAUACCUCGGGAUCGGAUCUCUCUCAGCCAGGGGUCAGUGCAACAUCCGGACCCCGGUUGGCUAUACUUAACCGUGUGGCACUUGAGAGGGUCUUCCUGAGGAAGUCCAAUGUUCCAGGGAAGGUGAUUCGCACCAUUCAGGCUGCCAGGCGGCCUUCUACUACGAGGAUCUAUGAGGCGUCUUGGAGAACAUUUUGCAGUUGGUGCCAUCUACACCAUGUGGACCCUACUUCUGCCGGUAUUUCAGAUAUCUUGGUCUUUCUGCAGGAUGGGUUUGAUAAGGGGUUGGCACCUUCCACCUUGAAAAGACAGGUUGCAGCAUUGUCGACUGUUCUGUCUAGAGAGACGUCUCACCCACUAACUCAAGACUACAGGAUUAGGGGGGUUUUACGGGGAGCUUCGAAUAUUAGACCAUCCGUUGUGCAUAGGUACCCCACUUGGGACUUGUUGGUUCUACAGGCCCUUACAACUCACCCAUUCGAGCCUAUAGCAUCCGCCAGUCUCAAAUUUCUGUCCUUUAAAGUGGCCUUCCUCCUGGCCAUUACCUCUGCCAGGAGGGUGUCUUAAUUGGCCGCUCUUUCGAUUAGGCAGGAUUUGUGCAUUUUUAAACCUAACACGGUGGUCCUUAGGCUAGACCCGGCCUUCUUGCCGAAGGUUAACUCCAGUUUCCAUAGAUCCCAGGAAAUUAUUUUGCCGGACUUUUGCCCUUCUCCCAAGCAUAGGCUAGAAUUUCAAUGGCAUACGCUUGACGUAAGACGAGCUCUCCGGAGAUACAUCGCCAGAACAGCAUCUUUUCGUAAGUCGGAGGGGCUCCUGGUUUCUUUCCAUCCUUCUUCCUUGGGUAAGAAGAUUUCCUCCAGGAUGGUGGCCUGUUGGAUAAAGGCAUGUAUCUCCCUCGCUUAUUCCUCAAAGGGGAAGUCGGUUCCAGGUAAAGUGUGGGCACACUCCACGAGAAGCGCUGCAACAUCAGCUGCAUGGUCCACCCAGGCUUCGGUGUUAGACAUUUGCAGGGCGGCCACCUGGACCUCCCUAACACCAUUUGUUAGACAUUAUAGACUUGACAGUUUUGCUUCUGCAGAGGCAUCAUUCGGACGUCGAGUGCUGCAAAGGAUACAUUGGGACUCCAGUGGAGGGACCAGUCAGCCUCCCUCCCUCUAAAUUCUGGGGCUUGGGUAUAUCCCAUAUGUAAAUGAAUUGAUCUAGCAGCGCAAUGGAAAAUGGACGUUGCUUACCUGAACGUCCCUUUUCGUUGCGCUGCAGGUCAAUUCAUCCCUCCCUGUGGGCUGCCUGGUAUAGGGCAGGAGAAGUUGUCUAUGCUUUCUUCUCAGGUGACCUUGAUAGCUGACGACUUCGCGAAACAACUGAGGGUCCAGAGAGCAGAGAGAGCAUGGUUUAAAGAAACACCACUCUCAGUCCAUUACAGGAAGAUGAGGAAAUCCCAUAUGUAAAUGAAUUGACCUGUAGCUCAACGAAAAGGGACUUUCAGGUUUAAAACACUUCAUGGCAUGGGACCAGCAUAUCGGAGGAACCAUCUCACCCCAAUGACACUGACGAGUCCCUCUUGGUCAGGCGAGCAUUCUAAUAAGGACCAGAGUCAUUUUGUAAACGAGAUGGGAAAUAAAAUCAAAGAAGAAAAGAAAAGAAAAAAAAGAAAGAAAGAAAGAAAGUCAGGUUCAAAAAAUAGUUAUCUGUAUCAGAGUGAAUGUAAUGGAGACAUUCUAAUGUGUUUUUCCCAAAUCACUUUUAGGGAUGCAGAAGGCUUAUUGGGAAUUGGCUGUGAUAUCUAUAAAAAAUACACGCAUGAUGGUUUAUAGGGGAUUUCCUCAGAAUCUUCUGGUAUCCAGAUCCUUUUCUGGUAUCCAAACUGUAGAUUUCCUCAGUUUUCUGAUAUCCAGACCCUUUUUUCACCUUGAUUGUAAUAAUGAUAUGUAUUUUAUUACUGUAACGAUACAUUUUUCCUCAUUAUAGAAAAAGCCAUGUUUGUAAAAUUUUCAAAGAUUUCUUUAAUACAUGUGAAAGACAACUAAUUGUAUUUGUAGUAAUUAACACAAAAUGAGAUUUCUUUUUUUCUUUUUUUUGCAAUAAAAUACCACUGUUUAUGAGACUGUUUGAUCACUAUAUUUAUAGAGACUGUAUGAUGGGGAAAGUAUAAUUAUUAUUAAUAAAGCAUUUUACAA
Molecule: messenger RNA, 4497 nt
Organism: Pantherophis guttatus
Lineage: Eukaryota; Metazoa; Chordata; Lepidosauria; Squamata; Colubridae
Source: RefSeq, a predicted model, not a curated record